This is a messenger RNA of Salarias fasciatus (jewelled blenny), 5048 nucleotides long. It is a transcript of the gene slc7a5, whose product is annotated as solute carrier family 7 member 5. Gene Ontology annotation, molecular function: L-amino acid transmembrane transporter activity; neutral L-amino acid transmembrane transporter activity. Gene Ontology annotation, cellular component: membrane. The transcript has 10 exons. Gene Ontology annotation, biological process: amino acid transmembrane transport; neutral amino acid transport. Lineage: Eukaryota; Metazoa; Chordata; Actinopteri; Blenniiformes; Blenniidae. Bases 197 to 1765 code for a protein of 522 amino acids. The record is from RefSeq and is a predicted model, not a curated record.
AAGGGAAGAACAGGGAAACCACGCUGCCGUGACUCACACACACUCACUCACACACACACACACACGCGCGCCGAGGACUCCUCGUGGCGGAGCCGGCCCGAGCAUCAGACCUCUGAGCGGACCGACAGAGGGGAGACACCGGACAGGAGGGAGAUACGGGAAGCUCCGCGGAAAAGAGGAAACAAGUCAGACAGAGAUGUCAGGGCUGAAGAAGAGAAACUCAAACUCCUCCGUGGAGAGAGAGGAGGACAAGCAGCUGACGGAAAGGAUGCUCUCCGGGGACAAGGGGGGCUCCAGCCCGGCCGGAACCCCGGCAGACGACGGUAAGAGCCCCAACAACGUGGCGGCAGGUGCGGGGGAGCAGGACGGGGUCGCCCUGAAGAGGACCAUCACCCUCAUGAACGGCGUGGCCAUCAUCGUGGGCACCAUCAUCGGCUCGGGCAUCUUCGUCACGCCGACCGGCGUGGUGAAGGAGGCCGGCUCGGUGGGUCUGUCCCUGGUGGUGUGGACCGUGUGCGGGGUGUUCUCCACCGUGGGGGCCCUCUGCUACGCGGAGCUGGGGACCACCAUCACCAAGUCCGGCGGGGACUAUGCCUACAUCCUGGAGGUGUACGGCGCCCUGACGGCGUUCCUCAAGCUCUGGAUCGAGCUGCUCAUCAUCCGGCCGUCCUCGCAGUACAUCGUCGCCUACGUGUUCGCCACGUACCUCCUGAAGCCCAUCUUCCCGGUGUGUCCGGUGCCGGAGACCGGGGCCAAGCUGGUGGCCUGCCUCUGCAUCAUGCUGCUGACCUUUGUCAACUGCUACAGUGUGAAGGCGGCCACCAGGGUGCAGGACUUCUUUGCCGCAGCUAAACUUCUGGCGCUCGGGCUCAUCAUCAUCAUCGGCUUCGUCAAGAUUGGCCAAGGUGGCACCGAUGAACUUCUGCCAGAAAAUUCCUUCAAGAACUCCAAGUCUGACUUUGGGAACAUCGGUCUGGCGCUCUACAGCGGCCUGUUUGCCUACGGAGGCUGGAACUACUUGAACUUUGUCACGGAGGAGAUGAUCGAGCCUUACAAAAACCUCCCCCGAGCCAUCAUCAUCUCCCUGCCCAUCGUGACGGCCGUGUACGUUCUCACCAACCUGGCUUAUUUCACCACGCUGUCGCCCGAUGACAUGAUCAACUCGGAGGCCGUGGCCGUGGAUUUCGGUAACUACCACCUGGGCCCCAUGGCGUGGAUCAUCCCGGUGUUUGUCGGUCUGUCCUGCUUCGGAUCAGUCAAUGGCUCGCUGUUCACGUCGUCCAGGUUGUUCUUCGUGGGUUCUCGUGAGGGUCACCUGCCCAGCCUGCUGUCAAUGAUCCACCCGACUCUGCUGACGCCGCUCCCCUCUCUUAUAUUCACUUGUUUGAUGACGCUGCUCUACGCCUUCUCCAACGACAUCUUCUCCGUCAUCAACUUCUUCAGCUUCUUCAACUGGCUCUGCAUCGCCAUGGCGAUCAUCGGCAUGAUGUGGCUCCGUUAUAAGAAGCCCGAGCUGGAGCGGCCGAUCAAGGUCAACAUCCUGCUGCCGGUGAGCUUCGUGCUGGCCUGCUUCUUCCUCAUCGUCGUCUCCAUCUGGAAGACUCCGGUGGAGUGCGCCAUUGGCUUCGGCAUCAUCGCCACCGGGGUCCCCGUCUACUUCAUCGGCGUGUGGUGGAAAAACAAACCAAAGUGGCUGCUGAACGGAAUCUUCACAACAACGGUUAUGUGUCAAAAGAUGAUGGAAGUUGUGCCUCAGGAGUCCUAAAAAAGGUCGACGAAGCCCUUUUUUCCCCCCUUCGGCCAAUCAGAUUACUCCAACAGAGACCCCCAGGCUCAGACGACACAACUGAAGAAGCUUGACCUACGAUGACCCCCCCCAACUUCACCCGCAUCUCUCUGUCUCACACACACACACACACACACACACACACACACACACACACACACACACACACACACACACACACACACACAUAUACACCCUGUCUGCAGGCCGCUGAUAAGGACCUGAUGAAGGCGUCCAAAGCUGCCACUUUUUCAACUGUUUUCCUUUUUAGUUCUUGUUACUUAUUCUCUUGGGUUUGUUUGUUUUUAGUCACUCGUGCAUUGUGGUUCUUUCUUUUUUUUUUUUUUUUUUUAUUUAAACAAUGCAUUUCAAUGAGUUUUCUGUUUAGCUCUCUUUUUUCUCUUCGUGAGCUGUGUAUGACAUGCUCUCCUCCUCAGAAACUUGUCAAUGUGCCUUAUGGGGCAAAAGAGGCAGAACCUGUCGGCCGUGUCGACAAGACGUGAUUUGUCACGUUUAGUCCGUGCAGUUUUUCCCGCGCCGUCGUGCACGUUGCUGCUCGCCGGGUGAUGGCGAUGUUAUGGCAACUUCUGCAUGGCUGCUGAACCUGCGGAGCCCUGUGAUGUGGUGCGGUCGCAGAAGAGAGUAGAGCAUUUUUGCUUCUUUUUUUUUUUUCUCCUCUUUCGUAUUUGUAGUUGAAUUAAAAAAAAAACAAAAAAAAAAAAAAACAACAACAACAAAACAGGGUCCACUAUUUGGCAAUGGUUUUGGGCUUGCUGCAAUUUUCAUCAACUAUAAAUGUAACAGAGAUUUUAAAUACUCCAUUCAGACAGACGGUCUCUAAAUUCAGUAUUGUUUCACUUGAUUGAGUUUAUUGGUAUAGAAAAAUAAGACGGUGCACUUUUUGGCGAAUGUUUUGCAUUGCCUAAAUUUGCAGAACCCGAUUAAUUCAGUUCAAUUGUGUUACUUUACUCUAAUGUACUCUAACAAACUCAACACACGAUAGCUGAAAUAAAGUUUGUGUGUCAUAAAUUAUAUAUAAACAUCUGUAAUUGCAGUUUUAAGGGAGGGGGUGCACUUUUUGGCACUUUUUUUCAGAGCUGUUUCGAUUUGAUUUCCCUGCUUCAUCCUGCUAAAAGUGUUUUUUGAUCCAUUGGGAAAAAAAAAUGUAGGGCACAUUAUUUGGCAAGCAUUUGGGGUUGUGAAAAAUUGCAUACCUUGACUAAUUCAAUUCAACUGACAUUCUUAUGUGACUCAAAAUGCUGUAAUGACCUGCAACCGAUGCUCAAAAUGCAGUAAUAUGUUUAGAUUUUGUAGUAUUUAUAGCUGCAAAAAAAAGAAAAAAGAUUGGGUACAUUUUUUGUCAACAGUGAAUACCUGUCAAAAAGUGCUCUCAGUUAUUCUAUGCAGCAGGAGCUACUUUGGAAUUAAAUGUGACACACACACAUGCACACACACUUUUAUGAAAUCAUUUUAGUGUGAGAUUUGUUCAUUUAAUGAUCAGUAUUAACAUCUGGGGGUUUCGGCUUCAGGGACGCACAUCUGGAGCAGUCAUGCAGAAUUUGGCGUAACACCGGCGACUUCAGCCUGAAGAGUUUCAUCACUCUCCCUCCCUGCUGUCCGCUGUCUUAAGACCCGUGUGUGGCUUCAAAGUAUUGCUUUAAGUGGUGCAUGUACUGUGUGGAGGUGAAGGAAGGCUUUGGGAGUUUCUUUUGCUUCGAAAGAAAAGAAAAGCUGAUCUUUUUAUCAGCUGACAGAUGUUUUCAUGUUACAUGUAACUGCUGUGUUUUAAACUCAAGCAGGUCAGUACAAGGAAAGAAAAAAGCCUGCGAUGUAUUUUCUACAUUUUUUUUUUUUUUUGUUUUUGUCAGAUUUACAAAAGAAAUCCUGACAUGUUUUCAUUCAAAACAUGUGAUCGAGUCGAGUGCAGUCUACUGAUUUCUGAACGUCGCAUUUCCUUGAAACUUUCAGGAGCAAAAAUGGAAACUCGGCACAAAAAGUUGUUGUUCGCUUGGUGGACGGUUGAGUUACGUCUCGGUAAGUGAUGUGAUACGAAUGGAAAACCUGUCGAUUUCUGUUUUAAAUGGUGAACAUUUGUAAGGAACAUGCAUUCAUGGGAUGAGCAGAAGAGUGCGAAGCAAUCUAUCAUGAAAAAAUGAAAAAUAAGUUGGCAACAGUGUAAUAACAUCUUAAUAACUUAAUGAAUGAUUAGCUAGUUAUUAAACUACUGAAGCAAUAUUUCAAAAAUAUUUUCGGUAAUCUAAUAACUGCUGCUAGUAAUGGAAAAAUAAAGAAUAAUAUGAGAAUAUCUGUACCAGAUGACCAAGCUGAAGCUGUGACUCAGUGUUUCAUGCUGUUCAUCCCACAAAUGCAUGUUUGAAUGCUUUAAGCCAAGAAACAUUGUUACAUUAAGAAAAGACAUCACUCACCAAACAUUCUUACCUUUUGUGCGUAGUUUUAAUGGGAAACAGUAUUUUGGAGACUUUGCUGUUCUUUUUUUGUUUUUGUUAUAUUUUUCUGCUGACUCUCAGCUCUGAGCCCAGUUCUCAGCCGUCACACAGUGAGUGUUUUAAGUGACGACGGUUCGACCACACGCUGUGCAAAAGCCGCGUCCUGUAACGGAUGUGCGGCGGAUACGAUCCCGACGCUCCUUCGUCUCGGCGACGGGAUCCUUCUCUAGUGUUACGUUUGAACCUUUCACUGCUGUUUUACCCUCCGUUACAGUGAACCGUUCUUCCGUUUGGGGCUAAUCUGCAUGUGGGUGGAGGCAGGUGGGGGUGGAGGUAUCAAAGAGGACCAAAAUGCUUCAGUCUGUGGAAGGAAACGAAAGAAGGAACCUUUUUGUUUUGUUUGUUUUUGGUGGUUGUGUUACAGAAGGAGCCCAUUUCACAGAAUCACAAUAUGUCCUCCUCAUUUUCUAUUUGUUUUUUUUUUUGUUGUUUUUUCUUCCCCACUUACGUUGACAGUAACAACAGGAAGUUAGUGCUGUAUUAUUAACGUGGACCCUCCUCCGGGCAACGGACCAAACAGCGCUGCCUCUGGACGCAGGAGGGGUUAACGUGUAUGUCGUAGAGGUAGAGCCUUUCUAACACUCCCGCCGUCGCACUGAGCCGAUGGGAAACUAACCCCUAUAAGGCUGUAGAUUGUUUAUUUAUUUAUUUUUUAGAAAGUCUUUUGUUUAUUGUUAUUAGACCCUCUAAUUUGUUUACAGGGCAUUUUGCAGAAAAGUGCUUUACAAAUAAAUCUUGACUUUUUUUUUUCCAUG